This is a messenger RNA of Anopheles arabiensis, 5206 nucleotides long. RefSeq names its product neuronal growth regulator 1-like. Gene Ontology annotation, molecular function: axon guidance receptor activity; protein binding. Gene Ontology annotation, biological process: synapse organization; homophilic cell-cell adhesion. Gene Ontology annotation, cellular component: neuronal cell body; axon; plasma membrane. The coding region runs from base 402 to 2111 and encodes 569 amino acids. NCBI's taxonomy places the organism in Eukaryota, Metazoa, Arthropoda, Insecta, Diptera, Culicidae. The record is from RefSeq and is a predicted model, not a curated record. The transcript has 9 exons.
CGUUACCGGCUGCCGGUUGUUCAGUCGUGUAGCAGCGCGCAACUAUGUGUAGUGAACUUGGAAAACAUCAAGAUACGCUGAACGACUUUGUACGAAAGCGUGAAAUUGCAAAAUAAGCAUUUAAUACAAUAUCCAAGCAAUGAAAUUAAUCAGACAACAACAAAAGUUUAUAUUGAAUUGUGACAAACUGCCAUCUUCAAGUGAUAUAUUUAUAUUACAUUUAUUUUAAAUGGUCUCUAAUAGGAUUUGAAAGUGAGAAAGUUUGUACAAAGUUUCUGUGCUAAAAUAUUGCUGUAUUAAAAUAAGUUCAAGUGCAAUUUAAACAAUCCUUCACCCCAAAAUCACACCAAUUCCGUUACGACCCGAGCAGGUCCAAACAGGAACACAAAAUUUGGAUUUAAAUGGAUACCGCUAAAAAAACAGGAAGGAAACAUAGCACAAUGACAUCGGCAAUGUUUUUCAUUGCUGUGGUGCUGUCUUUAGUUAAAGAAUCUAUGGCUCUACCAAGUGGACACUUUCCAGACAGCAAUUUCCUAGAGGAAGAUAGAUAUUCACCAGGAUUUCUCACACUAGGACAAAAGUACAGUAUAGCGAUUGGUUCUACAGUAGUGUUGCCGUGUAAAAUUAAUGAAACAGAAAACUCUAGUCAAUAUGUGCUGGCAUGGAAACGCGACAUUGCCGUACUAACGGCUGGAAAUGUGAAGGUUACCGUUAAUCCGAGAAUUCGCUUAAUGCCAGUGCAAGCGCAUACUGAUCCACAUGGAUCGUUGUCAACCGGGUACAACUUAGAAAUCCGAGACGUGCGCAAUUCGGAUGCUGGGGACUACAUUUGUCAGAUUGGUUCGAUGGAACCGAAAGAAAUUGUACAUACACUUGAAAUUUUAGUACCUCCAAAAAUAGACUACAUUUCACCAUCGAACAAAAUGGACAUUCACAAAGGAGCACCGAUACGCAUGGAAUGUCGAGCAUCCGGCAAUCCGACUCCAAAAAUUGUGUGGUCCAGAAAGAAUAACAUGAUGCCAAAUGGAGAGGCAAACAAGACGGGCAACGUACUCGACAUACUACAUGCUAACCGACACAGCAGUGGUCAUUACAAAUGUACUGCAGAUAAUCGUGUCGGUCAACCUGAUACCAGAGAGGUUUUCGUAAAUGUUUUAUAUCCUCCAGAAAUUGAAGUGGAACAACCAACUGUGCAUAGUGGAAUCGGUCACGAGGCUCAGCUGGUGUGUAUCGUUCAUGGAGAGCCUACGCCAAGUGUGGUCUGGUAUCAAGACACUACUCAACUCGGAAUAACAGAGCAGUUCUCACAACAGAAUCGGGGCAACAAGUACAGUCUCGUUAUUCGUAAUGUUACAUACUCAGAUAUUGGGAACUACACUUGUCAGGCAUCGAACGCUCUUGGCAAAGACCGUGGCACGCUGUCCCUCAGCGGAUUGCCAACGCUAUGUUACUUUGACUCGCCAACACUCAGCAGCUAUCGAGAUCAGUACAACAUCUCCUGGACUGUACAAAGCUACUCGCCAAUCCGUGAAUAUCGUCUGUUCUUCCGGCUUGCCUCGAAAAGCAUGCAUCUUUUGCACCACGAGAACCCCCUUGACAAUCACAUCUACAGUGAUCGACCGGCAACAAACAGCCACCUGUACAGCAGUCCAUUCAGCGGCAGCGUCAGUGCCCACGGUGGCGACCAGUGGGAAAACGUUAUCAUACCGGAGAUGAAUGAUUACGGUGCACCCAAUCACUUCUACAAUAUGGUGCCUCCGUACGCCACGUACCAACCCACUAUUCGGCAUCGGAUGAGCUUUCAGCUGAAGAAUCUCAAACCAGCUAGCAACUAUGAAGCACGGGUACAGGCGCGGAACGAUCAUGGUUGGAACAAGCUGUCGAGUAUAUUUCACUUCUCCACUCGUUCGGAAGAUAUGGAACUGGAGCCAUCCGCACAACCUGCCGUCCACGGUGCUGGGCUGCUAGAUAAGGGACUGCUGAGCAGCAGCGAUGCUAGUACGAUCACAGGCACUCAUUUCCAUAAAUCAUGGACACUUUCCAUUUUCAUCGUAUUAAUUACCACACACCUACUGCCGUCGUUGUAUCACGCUGCCUUAUCGGUGGUAUGAUUUGCGUAUCUUCCACUUUCCAUUCCAAUGAAUCAUUGAAAACUCGCUACAUGGAUUCGCAUGUACGCUGAGCAUCGUCACUUCCGUUUCGCCGUACUACUACACCGUCGGAGCCACCAAAAAUCCACCGAAUUUCCUCACCGGGGCACUGUGUGUUAUGGAACCGCAGGUAUGGAAACAUAUUAUCAACAGCAACCACUAAUUUAUGGGCAACAGAAUAUUCAAGCAUGCAAUCGACGAUACUCAAUUUCAAUUUGCCAUUAAUCUAGUAAAUUAAGUUCAGUUCAUACACAGCACGUACUCCCAGACCUUAUCAUGAGUUAUGGACAAAUGAGACAGUUGUUUCGAUUACGAUGUCAACAAAAUUGCAUACUAAGAAGUUUAAGGCACAACCAUUUGGUGCUCUUACAAUAAUGUUUCAUAUAUUUCGGAACAGAAUGAGCGCCGCCAUUAUGUUCGCUGUUUUUUUUGUUGGUUUAUUUGAUCAUUGUUCCACUGCCGUGUUUAUCGAUACAAUCACCAUCAAACAUAGAUGCUUACUUCAAUUGACAAGGAAUUUUUAUAUUUCUAAAAUGAAACACAAUAGAUUUUCAUAUGCAGCUAGGUAAAUGAUGUAGAUAAUUACUUUUGCCAUGAAAAUAACUACCCAAUAUUUUGACUAAAGCUUAGUUUAAGGACAUAAAGAAACGAACAACGCUCUAGCUGAAGCCACAAAAAUUAAUUACAACAAAUGGCAAUAGUAUGGAAGUGCUUGACAUGGUUAGUGUAAUAUAUUAAAUGCAUUUACAAUAAGGGUCACUACGAAACUGUGCGGCUAGAGAAAAUGGGAAAAUAUACGAACGCGAUACCAAAGAGUUAACGUUCCAGCUUAUAACAAUCUUCCCUCAAAUCUUGUAAGUGUAUUAAACAGAAUUGAUCCUAAAGUAUUUUAUGCUCGUCAGCUUGAUAAUGUACAUUUAUCAUUCGUCACAUCACUUCCAUUACACGCUAGAACCACUGUCUUUACCAAUCAUGAAAACAAACUUUAAUGAUGUUACAUAUACCAUUGGAAACACAGAUACUUUCAAAGACGUGUAGUUAGCCGACCUCGUCAUACCAAUGUGCGACGUAACAACAUACCCUUUUUGUGGGUUCAAAUCAGGAAAGGAAACCGAAUACUGAUAUUCCUGACCACUGACCACCCUGUUAUCAGAAGGUAAGCACAUAUGGCUAAGAUCAGGCCUAGAUCAAAGACGGUUGUUGCACCAAACACAAGAUACAGAAAUACAAUUGACAUAAUCAUUUUAUUAUCCUGAAAUAAUCCAGCUAGAAGAUAGAACUUCAUAUACAAAAACUCAAACCUUCAGAAACAUGUGUAAAUAGAGCUUUUUGCAACGUAUAUUCCUUCCAUGUUACAGUUGCAAUCAAGGUAACUGCACUGAAACUGUCAGCCCAAACACAAGAUUCUACAAUCUUUACAGCAACUGAAAAUAACCGACUAUUGCAUCAUCAUACGCACAAAAGACGAUAUGUGAGAUAGCAAUUUCGUUCUCAUGUAAAAAUAAUUUAUGUUAUGGGACCACUAAGGAGAGAUCAAUUACAGCUAUCACAAAGGAUAGGUAAAGCUAUGCAACAAAAUAAGAGCGAACAAAAGCAAAACAAAUCAAAACCAUGUUAACAUUCCAGCAAAAAUAAUGCAUAUUUACUCUAACAAAGAAAAUAAUGAAACAAAAAUCUGAUAAACAAUUUUGAGAACAUUGCUGUAUUUAUUUUAUUAUGUUUUAGAUUCAAACAAUAAAGACGCAAAGAUAGCAUUGACACAGAAUAAAAUACAACUCGCCUAAGUAGUAUGUUAGCAAAUAUUCCUUUUGAUUUGUGUUUGACUGCAACUUUUCAAGAUUUGAGCUUAUACAUAUUUAAUUACCAAACAUAUUGCCGAACAAAAAUUUGAAAAACAUGCAGUUUUUUCUAACCAGAAAAACAAAAAACUUCCAUUAAACUUUGUUUUUCAAGCUGUGUGCCUGGCGUAUGCUAUACAGUACGUUUUGAAGAAUUUAUUCAACUCUUAUGAGAGUUGCAUACUACAUAGCUUAACAUCACGCCCCAAUCUGGAGUAGAUUAUAACUUGGGUCAAGCCGCAGAACCCAGCAUUUUACUGUUCAACAACGAUUCGCUACCGGAUUUCCAGAAUCAACCACUUAACGGCAGUGCAGAAAAUUCCUCUCAAGUCAAGCUUGUUUUCAUCCUGUAUACUUAAUGAUUGACGAGAUGUAUAUUAAACGACGUCUGAAGUAAAACUUUUUGAAAGCGUGCUUUACACGUUUCAUGCUAUAAUCAUUCAAACAAUAUAACCCCAGCAGAACAUUUUUACCCGUUUGUGUAUACACCACUUUGCUGACAUACCGCGAAACUCACCUGACUGCGACGAACGAAAGCUCUUUGUCGAGUUGUUUUUGAACAUUAUCAUAGAUGAAAACGGUAGACUUAUGCGCUUGCACAAGCCGAGCGGCUUCUCCAAAUAUGAGACGUGCCAUAUCAUUUUGAACACAAGCCAAAAGCAUCGUAAGGGUAGUUGUGUGAACAUAAACGAUUGCACAAAUUGUGUAAAAGGCACUGUAAAAAUCUUCUAGUUUUAUAGUAAUAUAAACGUUAUCUGUAUGUGUGCAUGUACAAUUGCAUGCAUACAAAGCACCGAUUGCGCAAAGGAGAAAAAUCUUAAUUUUAUCCCAUUACAUUUGCUGCAUGGAUUCAUUUCAACCAAAAUUAUGAAAUUUCGAAAAAGCUAGAAAUUAUCAUAUCUAAAAAAAUCAGACCUAAAAUAAAAAAGACAAAAGAUCUGGGGUAAGCACAAUGUUAACAUAGAAAAUGAUUAAAGAUGAAACUAUUAUUUAUUUCAUCAUUAUCGGAUGAACAAAACCUUAGUAAUAGAAUCAUUCACGGACGAGCUAUGUAAAACCACAAACGUUAUGUGUCCCAAACAGUACAACAACGAAUAAUUGUACUGAUUGUGAAAGUGUAGUUAUACAAAAGAAGCAUCCAAUUGAUCCAAAGGUACGAUAUACAAUACAGUAACAACGAAAAAAAACUGAAAUACAGUUCAAUGAAAUGAAUCGAAA